AUAUUUGUAAAAAAAACAAAAAAAAACACUGAUACAGAAUUACAGAUAUACACGCUUCACUACCCUAAUUCCGAACUCAGCCGCGAGCCCACCACAACGGCACAACCUGCUCAGCUCCUCCCUGACUCUCUCCCUCCCUCUCGGCUCCAGUGCCCACAGCCACAACCCCCAAUUUCUAGUUGAUUUCAGCUCACUAGAUUUGACUAAUACCCGAGCUUGGCAACAGUAAUCUUACCAUGAAACGGGGGCGAGAGGCUGACUGUGAAGAUGAUGUCUUUACAAGCCAAGGCGCGGAAACACUGGAUUAUGAGGAUAGUGAGGGAGACGGGUCUGAGUUCGAUAGUGAUGGACUGGCAGAUCAUGAGAGUGAUGGAGAUGAAGACAAUGAAGAUGAUGGAUUCAAAGAUGAUGAUAGUGAUGGAGAUGAAGAUGAUGAAAUUAGUGGGGAGGAAGAAGUUGAAGAUGAUGAGGAGAUGGAGAAUGCAAAAAAUGAAGAGAGGAAUAUUGCUGAGGUUGAAGAACUAGAGAAGGAAUAUAUGGAGCUUCGUCACGAGGAGCAAGAUCUCCUGAAGAACUUAAGGAGGCAAAAAGAUGAAGAUGUUCUGAAAGGCCAAGCAGUAAAAAACCAGAAGGCUUUAUGGGAUAAGACUCUUGAGUUGAGAUUUCUGCUGCAAAAAGCAUUCUCGAAUUCAAAUAGACUUCCACAGGAUCCUAUAAGAUCCUCACUUUGUGAUUCCUCUAGUGAAACCAGUGAAGCAUAUUCAGACCUUAUAACGACAUCAAAGAAGACCUUGGAUUCUAUACAGAAACUGCAGGAGGCCCUACUUGAGAAGAAUCCAACAAUUACUCAGGGUGCUGAUGGUACUUCUGGAAAAAAUACCAAGCAAUUGAAAGCUUCUGAAAAUUUGAUGGUGGAAGAAGAUCAAGAGUGGUCAAAGAUAUCUGAAAUGCAGUCAAGAAUAGUCUCUUUUAGGAAUAAAGCAGUAGAUAAAUGGCAGAGGAGAACUCAGGUGACCACUGGCGCUGCUGCAAUUAAAGGAAAAUUGCAAGCCUUUAAUCAGAGUAUUAGUGAUCAAGUUUCUGCUUAUAUGAGGGAUCCUAGUAGGAUGGUCAACGGAAUGCAGCAGAGGAGAUCAGCUAUCGCUAUAUUUGGAACUGAUCCAGAAACCUCUAAUAUUACCAAGGAAGAGGAGGUAAAUGGUGAUCCAGAGCUUCUUGACGACUCUGAAUUUUAUCAGCAGUUGCUGAAAGAAUUCUUUGAGACAAUUGAUCCAACCUCAUCUGAGGCUGCAUUUUAUGCUUUGAAGAGGAUGCAAACUAAGAAGCGAAAGGUUGUUGAUCAGCGUGCUUCAAAAAGUCGCAAAAUUAGAUACCAUGUUCAUGAAAAGAUUGUCAAUUUUAUGGCUCCUCGGCCUAUGAACCUUCCACCAAUGGCUCCAAAAUUGUUCGAGAAUCUUUUCGGCCUCAAGGUGCAGAAAGCUGCUUGAGCAUUAUCAGACUUUUAUAAGGAUUUGAAGCAUAUCCUAGAAAUUGUGUUUUAGUGACACUAAAUAUAUUUUGGAAUAGUAAUGGGUAAUUGGGCACAGUUUGUUUGCCAGGUAAAGCAUUUUCUAGGUAAUUGAGAGCUUAGCUUAUCAUGUUAAUAACAUGUUUUGUUUGAAAAGCAUUAAAAUAUGUCUCGUGUCUAGCCUUCGAGCUGGUGGUUGUUUUACAAUGCAAGAUCUAGCUGAUAAUGGUUUCAAUGAAGAAAUUUA
This is a messenger RNA of Daucus carota subsp. sativus, 1754 nucleotides long. RefSeq lists its product as uncharacterized. Gene Ontology annotation, cellular component: nucleolus; nucleus. The record is from RefSeq and is a predicted model, not a curated record. Lineage: Eukaryota; Viridiplantae; Streptophyta; Magnoliopsida; Apiales; Apiaceae. The transcript is spliced from 14 exons. Bases 237 to 1487 code for a protein of 416 amino acids.